AUGGCUCUCGCUCCGUGGACCGGCAUGGGCAUGAUGGACCCCUUCGCGCCGAUGACCUCGCUCACGUCCCCCACGGGCCCGCUGGAGAUGAUGCCGCGUUGGAUGCGCUUCCCCGACGAGUUCAGCUCGCUCUUCGAAGCCCCCACCGCCUCGUUCCUCCGUGAGACGCAGGACAUUGCUCGCACGGCGGUGGACGUUCGUGAAACGAACGACGCGUUCAAGUUCAUCGCAGAUAUGCCCGGGCUGCGACGCGAGGAGGUGAAGGUUCAGAUCGAAGACGGAAACGUGCUCGCGAUUCGCGGCGAGCGCACGCGCGAGAAAAAGGAGGACACUGGGAGGUAUCACCGCAUGGAAAGGAGCAGCGGGAAGUUUCUCCGCAGGUUCCGCCUUCCGGAAAACACGGAGGUGGAUAAGGUUACGGCGAACACGGAGCACGGCGUGCUGACUGUGACAGUGCCUAAGAAGCAGCCUAUCGAGCCGCAGAAGGAAGGCGAGCCUAAUGUUCGCGACGUGAAGAUUCAGUCCAUGGAGUGA
Messenger RNA from Closterium sp. Naga37s-1, 534 nucleotides. The record is from the annotation of a GenBank genome assembly. Lineage: Eukaryota; Viridiplantae; Streptophyta; Zygnematophyceae; Desmidiales; Closteriaceae.